Molecule: messenger RNA, 1003 nt
Organism: Danio aesculapii
Lineage: Eukaryota; Metazoa; Chordata; Actinopteri; Cypriniformes; Danionidae
Gene: ifnphi1
Product: interferon phi 1
Biological process (GO): defense response; response to exogenous dsRNA
Cellular component (GO): extracellular region
Molecular function (GO): cytokine receptor binding
Source: RefSeq, a predicted model, not a curated record
AUGACGUCUAAACAGAAAGUGUUUGGUUCACGAACCAGUGGCUGCGUUUGGAAACGGCAGCUUGAAAUACGUUGGAAUCAGAGUCAAAGCUCUGCGUCUACUUGCGAAUGGCUUGGACGAUACAGGAUAAUAACCACGGAAUCUCUGAACCUGCUCAAGAAUAUGGGUGGAAAAUAUGCAGAUCUGGAGGCACCGUUUCCAAGCCGCUUGUACAACUUGAUAGACAAGUCAAAGGUGGAGGACCAGGUGAAGUUUUUAGUCCUGACCUUGGAUCACAUCAUCCACCUUAUGGAUGCCAGGGAGCACAUGAACUCAAUGAACUGGGACCAAAACAACGUUGAAGACUUUCUUAACAUACUGCACAGAAAAUCUUCUGACCUCAAAGAAUGUGUGGCAAGAUACACAAAGCCAGCACACAAGGAGUCCUACGAGAUAAGAAUAAAAAGGCACUUCAGGACUUUAAAGAAGAUUCUAAAGAAAAAACAAUACAGUGCUGAAGCAUGGGAGCAGAUUCGGAGAGUUGUGAAAAGCCACCUACAGAGGAUGGACAUCAUCGCAAGCAACGCAAGAGCCAGUCAUCGAGUGUAACAGAUGAUCUGAUUUAAUGACCAAAAAAAAAAAACUUUUUUAAAGCAUUCAAAGAAAACUUAUUACAAAAAAUGCCUUAUGAGAGAAAAAAAAACUUGAAUGUAUUUGUGCCUUUAUGUGUUAGUAUUAAUACAAUGAAUGUAGCCUAGAGUUUUGCCUAAUGCCUUGUGUCUUAAUUUAUAUUUUCCUAAGAAAACUUGAAGUAAUCCGAUAAAGCAAGCUAAUUAUGUUUCCUACAUAAAUUUAAUCUGUUUUGUUUUAUACAUCAUAAGUAUAUUCUGAUUUUAACUGUGAAAACAAGAAAUUCUGUGUAUUUCAGAUCAUGUAUUUAUUAACCGUCAGUCAGGUGUUUUAUGAUGUACAUAUUCCACAGACAUGAUUGUUUUAGGUAUUUCUUAAACUGACUGACAGAUUU